CCCGAAAAGCGACUAUAAACGCCGGCGCCUCCAUCCCCAGCCGCGGCUCGGGAAUCUACGUCACCCGAAGAGCGGCUAUAAACGCCCGCGCCUCCACUGUGCUCUCCUCUUCACUUAGGUAGGUCCUGCCGCGUUGACCGCUGGCAUCCCGCUGGUGGUCUUCGAGACCGGCGUUGUUUGAAAAUCACCCCCGGCUUUGGCCGUGGCCGCGGGUGAGAUUCGGCGCCCAGAGCCUCCGGGGGCCUCAGCUCACCGCGCGCUACCCCAUGUGCGGCGGUGAAACCCAGGCCCCGACAGGCGCCGCGGCCUCCCCCCGGGUGCGGCCGCUCGCGAGGUCUGGCCCCUGACUCCUGGCCUCGACUGCAGACCCCUAACCCUGUUUUUUCUCCGCAGGACACUCGUCCUCCCACGCGUGACACCGACGUCGCCAGGACCGCGGGGUCGGGGGAAGUUGCCUGUCCCCCGUCUUUCAAAUAAAGCUGUUUGUCUAACUUACCGCGUGCGGGUGUUCUUGGGGCCCCGACCCGCCUAUCAGCCUGGCAAGUGCAUCUGUUCACGCUGUGGCAGGGAGAACCCUAGCGAGAUGCCUCCUCGUCUUUCCUGGCUUUGGACACCAGGGUAGGAUAUGAGAGGUUGGUAAGUGACGUGUAAGGUCCGAUGCCUCUUAAGUGGCGGAGCCAGAUUGGGAACAGUCUUGUGGCCAUGCGCGCCUCAGGUGAACUACGCUGGCAGGUAAAGUGCCCUGGUCUAAAGGACGCCAGGUGGGGCCAGCAGAGCACUAGCAAGGAUGGGAAGUUCAGAGGCUUCCAGUGGCUUCCUUGUGAGACCAGGUGAGAUUCUACAGGAUUUGGCCAACUAGGCCUAGAUGAACUCAGCGACCCCGUGGUGCUAGGCUGGAGUGGAUCAGACACCUGGUUUGGGAAGCUGGGCCCCCUGCUCUGGGGCGGCAGGUUACCCGGGAGUUUAGUUCUCACUGCCGUGGAGCUAGCACCUGAGUAUCAGAUCGUAAGUGAAGACCCCCAGUGGGUCAAUGCCUAAAGCCCCUAAGCCUUAGGAUCUCCAGCCACCUGGGCCGCACUAUUGGAGAGAAGAGGGUGGCAAUCCCUGUGAUCCCACUGAAGUCCUGGCCUGGGGGAAACAGCUCCAUGAAGCUUGGUUCUGACCCAGUGCUUCUAGGGAAACGCUGUCAGCCACCUUCAAGCCCCACGCGCUUCAUAGACCUAUCUCAGGUCAGGAGCUGUCCUCCUUUUUUUUUUUUUUUUUUUUUUUUUGAGACGGAGUCUCGCUGUCACCCAGGCUGGAGUGCAGUGGCACCAUCUCAGCUUACUACAACUUCCGCCUCCCGGGUUCAAGCAAUUCUGCCUCAGCCUCCCAAGUAGCUGGGACUACCAGCACCUGCCACCACACUUGGCUAAUUUUCUUGUAUUUUUAGUAGCGAUGGGGUUUCACCAUGUUGGCCAGGCUGGUUUGAACUCCUGACCUCAAGUGAUCUGCCCGCCUCAGCCUCCCAAAGUGUUAGGAUUACAGGCAUGAGGCACUGCACCUAGCCCUGUGGUUUUUUUUUUUAAAGAGGUGGGGUCUCACUGAGUUGCCCAGGCUGAUCUCCUGGGCUCAAGUGAUCCUCCUGCCUUGGCCUCCCAAACUGCUGGGAUUACAGGUGUGAGCCACCGCGCCCGGCUACCUGUAAUCCUUCAGCGAAGGGGGCAAGGGCUGGGCUGUAUGGGGUCUCUGGGUCCUGAACCAGGGUUAUGAUUGGCUUGAGCUGGACAAUGCUAUUGUGAUGUCAGCCCACACCCACUGUGAAAUGCAGGCUCCUGAGCUCGGGGGGGCCUGUGGAGCUGCUGUCUAGACGCAGAUCAUGAGUGGCGGGUAUGAUCUCAACCUCUUCGCCAGCCCUCCUGACAGCAACUUUGUGUGCUCCGUCUGCCAUGGGGUUCUCAAGAGGCCAGCAAGGUUGCCAUGCAGCCACAUCUUCUGCAAAAAGUGCAUCCUCCAGUGGCUAGCCAGGGGUGGGGCAGGGCCAGGAGAGAGGGCAGGAGAGUCCCAUCUUCAGAGAGAAACAAGUGCAGCCUUGGGACGACCAGACAUAGCUGAGUUUGAAUCGUGGCUCUACUGCUUAGUUGCUGUGUGACUUUAAGCAAGUCACCUAACUUUUCCGAGCCCCUGGGGUCUCAGCUGUAAAAUGGAGAUAAUACAGGAUUUUUAGAGGAUCAAGUGCCCGGUGUGCCGGCCACUACACUCCAGUCCCCUAGUUUUACAGAUGGGUAAACUGAGGUUAAAAAGGAAAGCCUGGCAUCCAUACCAUUCACCAGACCAACCCAACUGUGUACCUUCCAUUCCCCAAGACUCAGGCUUCACACCCUCCCCUGGAACUUCUAGCUUCUUCCCACUUCCAGGCAUUUGCCCCAGUGUUCUCUCCACCAACUCACCAGAGUCAGAAAAGUGUGGGAGACUCCCGGUUCCCUGGUUCGUGGUGAAUGGAAAGCCACGGGUGGGGGAUUCCGUGGGUGUCCUGCCCGGUUUCUUCACACGUUCUCCUUCACCCUCAGUGCAAGAAUGCUGACGCUGGCUGCAUAGUGACGUGCCCCCUGGCCCAUCGCAAGGGGCACCAGGACUCAUGCCCCUUUGAGCUAAUGGCCUGCCCCAACGAGGGCUGCACCUCGCAGGUGCCGCGUGGGACCCUGGCAG
Messenger RNA from Pongo pygmaeus (Bornean orangutan), 2688 nucleotides. It is a transcript of the gene RNF151, whose product is annotated as ring finger protein 151. Gene Ontology annotation, biological process: regulation of canonical NF-kappaB signal transduction. Gene Ontology annotation, molecular function: zinc ion binding. Bases 1859 to 2131 code for a protein of 90 amino acids. NCBI's taxonomy places the organism in Eukaryota, Metazoa, Chordata, Mammalia, Primates, Hominidae. The transcript is spliced from 3 exons. Gene Ontology annotation, cellular component: plasma membrane signaling receptor complex. The record is from RefSeq and is a predicted model, not a curated record.